UUUAGUUAUUAGCUACUGCAUCUAUUUGAGUGUUCUCCUCAGUGACUUUUCAACGCCUUCUUCUCCUGUUCUACUUUUGCUCUCCCCUGCCUCCCUCUGUCGAAGGUUGGGCUGAACAGCAGGUGAUGAAGGGAGGGAAGCGUCAACUGGAUAUGGGGAUUACAAUCUGUGGUACUCUGCUGACUUCUACACUAACACUCUACUCUGGCUGGACAACGAACACAAAAAAGACAACUCAGGUGUCACAUUAAUAGCGUCACAGGCUGAGGUUUGCUGAAUAAAGAUGCUCAUGGACUGGAGGAGACAAGCCAGCACUGGAAUCAGAACGUGUGAAAAACAAACUGCUCAAAAAAAGAAAAAGAAGCACACGCCGUGAAGCACUGACCAUAUGGUUUGACUCUACACUAUGGAUUAUAUAUGCACUCGCAGCCUCGCCAGAUAAGGCUACAUCAAAACAUGGAGGGGCCUGUCUUUGUUGUCUGCGUCCUCAGGCAUAUUCUGACAGGUAAACCUUGAUAUCAACAUGGGUGCAAAUAUCCCAUAGACUUUAUUUAAAGAACUGACUGCUGUCAGCAAGCAAACGCAGCAUAGAUGAGACACCUUUUUGAGACAGAGCACUGGAUACUGUCACAAUGCCAUUACGGAGCAGAUAUAGGACAUAUGACCUAUAAUUCAGGACAUCCAAAACUGAGACACAAUCAGUAUGGAAGUGCAGAGCACCUCUUUGGUUCAGUUAAAUGUAAAUGGUAUGGAACAACUGAACACCUCGUAUGACUACAACAUAAGCGAUGUAAGUGAGAACCCAGAGACCUAUCAAUACUACGUCAUUGGCCUCUUCCUCUCCUGCCUCUACACCAUACUCCUGUUUCCGAUUGGAUUCAUCGGGAAUAUACUUAUUCUGGUGGUGAAUCUCAACCACAGGGAGAAGAUGACCAUCCCUGACCUUUAUUUUGUCAACCUGGCUGUGGCGGACCUCAUUUUGGUAGCCGAUUCUCUCAUCGAGGUGUUCAAUCUGAACGAAAAAUACUAUGACUAUGCUGUCCUCUGCACCUUCAUGUCCCUGUUCCUGCAGGUCAACAUGUACAGCAGCAUCUUCUUUCUGACGUGGAUGAGCUUCGACCGCUACGUAGCCCUGGCCAGUUCAAUGAGCAGCAGCCCUCUGAGGACCAUGCAGCAUGCCAAGCUCAGCUGCACCUUCAUCUGGAUGGCCUCCAUCCUAGCCACCCUACUACCCUUCACCAUCGUGCAGACCCAACACAGGGGAGAGGUGCACUUCUGCUUUGCUAACGUCUUUGAGAUCCAGUGGCUGGAGGUGACAAUCGGCUUCCUGGUGCCCUUCUCCAUCAUUGGCCUGUGCUACUCUCUGAUCGUACGUAAACUCAUGAGGGCCCAGAAACACCGGGGCCUGUGGCCACGGAGGCAGAAGGCCCUGCGGAUGAUUGUUGUCGUGGUUCUGGUGUUCUUCAUCUGCUGGCUGCCGGAAAACGUCUUUAUUAGCAUCCAGUUGCUCCAGGGGACGGCGGACCCUGCCCAGCGCAGUGCCACCACCCUGUGGCAUGAUUAUCCUCUCACAGGCCACAUUGUCAACCUGGCAGCUUUUUCCAACAGCUGCCUGAACCCCAUCAUCUACAGCUUCCUGGGUGAAACCUUUAGGGACAAGCUGCGGCUAUUUGUCAAGCAAAAGGCCAGCUGGUCCGUGAUCUACCGCUUCUGUCACCACACUCUGGAUUUACACAUCCCUGUUAGAAGUGAGGUGUCAGAGGUGUGACACCUGGGUCCUGAUCAUUGGACAGGAUUCAGCCCUCAUUUCAGUAUAGUCACAAUAUAUGUUAUGCCUUUAGGGAAACACUGGGCAAACAUUCCAGGAAAUUUGACGAUGAUGACUCUCAAUCUUUUCUUUUAUGUAUCACCAUAUCUUGGCAAAAACUAACUCAUUCAUGUCAUGUAUCACACAGCUCCUUUUUGUAACAUUAUUCUCAAAGGAACAAAUUAAAGAGUCACAUCAAAGGACCAGCAGCUCCGUAAACUGAAUGUGGUUAUUAUACUGCUGCUGUUACGCUCUGCACUGUUCAGGUAAACCAGGGACUGCUUAACAAACCUGUCUGUUGCCUUGUUUUCAUGUGUGACAAUGACACUGUAUUUUACUAGAUACAUAGUAAAUCUUUAGUCUUUGUCCUAACUCCACUUUUAUAUAAUGAAAUAAAGUGAAAUACUUUUUUUCUAAUCAAAUAAUCUUAA
Messenger RNA from Osmerus eperlanus (European smelt), 2238 nucleotides. RefSeq names its product G protein-coupled estrogen receptor 1 (gene gper1). Gene Ontology annotation, biological process: G protein-coupled receptor signaling pathway; cellular response to estradiol stimulus. NCBI's taxonomy places the organism in Eukaryota, Metazoa, Chordata, Actinopteri, Osmeriformes, Osmeridae. The coding region runs from base 704 to 1768 and encodes 354 amino acids. Gene Ontology annotation, cellular component: membrane. The record is from RefSeq and is a predicted model, not a curated record. Gene Ontology annotation, molecular function: nuclear estrogen receptor activity; G protein-coupled receptor activity. The transcript has 2 exons.